CCAGACGUAAGGGAUGAUUUUUCACCGAGAGGCGGGAGAUGGCUUCACAAUCUUUGUACUCUAACAGGAUGGGGCUGCCAUCUUGACUUUGGUCAUGAAAGCAUUUCUGGAUCGGAUCAACUUCAACUUCCUGGGAAGUGGCUGAAAACGUCCUUGUUACGUGAGGGAAGCAAGGACGGCCAUCUUUAAGAAGGGCGUGACUGGUUGAAAAUAGCUCUGGUCUCUCAGCACUUCGAGGAUGGCUCUACAGGAUGUGUGUAAGUGGCAGUCCCCUGAAACCCAGGGACCAUCCACUCACCUGCCUCAGGCUGGUGACUGGGCUGUACCUCGUGGCUGUGACCUGAAAACCUUCCUGCAGAUGCAUGGCCCCAGGCUAGCCCAUGGCACCACCACCCUGGCCUUCCGCUUCCGACAUGGAGUCAUCGCUGCAGCCGACACACGUUCCUCCUGUGGCAGCUAUGUGGCCUGUCCAUCCUCUCUCAAGGUCAUCCCUGUGCACCAGCACCUCCUGGGUACCACCUCUGGUACCUCCGCUGACUGCGCCACAUGGUACCGAGUGCUACAGCGGGAGCUGCGGCUUCGGGAGCUGAGGGAGGGUCAGCUGCCCAGUGUGGCUAGUGCAGCCAAGCUCUUGUCAGUCAUGAUGUCCCGCUACCGGGGGCUGGAUCUGUGUGUGGCCACUGCCCUGUGUGGUUGGGACCGCUCUGGUCCUGCCCUCUUCUAUGUCUACAGCGAUGGUACCCGCCUGCAGGGGGACAUAUUCUCUGUGGGCUCCGGAUCUCCCUAUGCCUAUGGUGUGCUAGACCGCAGCUACCAUUAUGACAUGACCAUCCAGGAAGCCUAUGCCCUGGCCCGCUGCGCUGUGGCCCACGCCACCCACCGUGAUGCCUACUCAGGAGGCUCAGUUGACCUUUUCCACGUGCGGGAAAGUGGAUGGGAAUACGUGUCACGCAAUGAUGCCUGUGUGCUGUACAUGGAGCUGCAGAAGCUUCCAGAGCCAGAGCCAGAAGGGAAUACCAACCAGGCCGACAGAGCUGGGGAAUGUGGAAAAAUCUCUUCAGGGCCAGGGGAGCUGUCACCAGAAGACUCCAGGAUGCCAGCCAAAACUGAGACACUGUGAAAAGUAGCAGAACUUGGGGAACCCAUGCUCAGGGUGGGUGGUA
This is a messenger RNA of Urocitellus parryii (Arctic ground squirrel), 1163 nucleotides long. It is a transcript of the gene Psmb11, whose product is annotated as proteasome subunit beta 11. The record is from RefSeq and is a predicted model, not a curated record. Lineage: Eukaryota; Metazoa; Chordata; Mammalia; Rodentia; Sciuridae. Gene Ontology annotation, molecular function: threonine-type endopeptidase activity. Gene Ontology annotation, cellular component: cytoplasm; proteasome core complex.